This is a messenger RNA of Tympanuchus pallidicinctus (lesser prairie-chicken), 1320 nucleotides long. RefSeq names its product leucine rich adaptor protein 1 like (gene LURAP1L). The record is from RefSeq and is a predicted model, not a curated record. Lineage: Eukaryota; Metazoa; Chordata; Aves; Galliformes; Phasianidae. The transcript is spliced from 2 exons. The coding region runs from base 349 to 933 and encodes 194 amino acids. Gene Ontology annotation, biological process: positive regulation of canonical NF-kappaB signal transduction.
ACGCGCGAUGAUUCGGAUCCCGCAGCCCGGGGCGGGCGGGCAGCCGCCAGGGCGUAGCGCGGUUCCGCUGCGGGAGCGGGGACGGGGCGCGUCCCACCCCGUAACUUCGGGGGAGGUUUUUCCCCUCGCUCCCCCUCGCUAGAUUUUUUGGUGGCAAAAGAGGGCCGGGGGCAGGAGGGGGGGGCGUUGCGCCGGGGGGAGCCUCAUGUCUGCGGCAGGUCACCCGCGCGGCUCGGGCGCCGGCCCCGGCGCUGCCGCGGAUUACCGCGCCUCCUCGCCCGUGGAGCGGCCGGGUGGCCGCGGGUAGCGCUAACGCCGUCUGGCGCCGCAGCCCCUCCGAGGCGAGCCAUGGAGCCCGGCGCGACCCCCGACCUCCGCGACGUCGAGCAGAAGCUGGGGCGCAAAGUGCCCGAGAGCCUGGCGCGGCCGCUGCGCGGGGAGGAGCACCCGGGCCGCGCAGCCGCCGCCGCCGAGCCUGCUCGCGGCCCCGCUGCGGCCCCCGGCCGGCGCCGCGCCGCCGCCCUCGCGCGUCUGGAGACCAAACUUCGCCUCCUGAGGCAGGAGAUGAUUAAUCUCCGUGCCACUGAUGUGAAACUUAUGCGACAACUACUCAUCAUCAAUGAAAGUAUUGAAUCAAUCAAGUGGAUGAUUGAAGAGAAAGGCAUUGCCAGCAGAGGGAGCAGUUUGAGUGGCAGCCUGUGCAGCUUAUUGGAAAGUCAGGACACAUCCUUCCAUGGCAGCUGUAGCAGUUUACAGGACUGUAGUGAUGGUCUGGAUGGAAUAUCAGUGGGAAGCUACUUGGACACUUUAGUUGAUGAUGUUCCUGGUCACCAAACACCUCCUGAUGUAGACCAGUUCAGUGAUUCCUCUAUUAUGGAAGACUCACAUAAGCAUCCCAAAAUUGAUUCAGAUGAGUACUACUGUUUUGGUUAAUAAAAGCGAGUUCCAGUGGGACAUUCAUGCACUUGUAUUUAUCCUUUUUCUUUGCUGCUAUUUUAUUUCACAUGCAAAAAAUCCAAACUUCUCUUGGAAGAAAAAUAUACUAUUAUAUUUUGAUUCCACUUCAGAACUAUUUUGUUUCUUCUAACACAUUUCCUCCUCAAAAAGUUGUCUGCCUCUCUCCUCCUUGCCUUUUCUUUCUUUUAAUUUAUUGUUGCAAUUUUUCUUUUUGUUGCUUUUUUUUUCUUCAUUACUAAUUACUAUAUUUACAAGUCUUUAAAAGUGGUGAAGGAGAAGCUUUAUCUUUAAAGUGAGACUUCAGGGGAUGACAGCAUCAAUUUUGUACUCGUUGGCAAUAAAAUAUAUUCUGAUAAAUAAAAA